Messenger RNA from Sphaeramia orbicularis (orbiculate cardinalfish), 963 nucleotides. Its product is annotated as odorant receptor 131-2-like. Gene Ontology annotation, molecular function: olfactory receptor activity; odorant binding; G protein-coupled receptor activity. The transcript has a single exon. The coding region runs from base 1 to 963 and encodes 320 amino acids. Gene Ontology annotation, biological process: detection of chemical stimulus involved in sensory perception of smell; G protein-coupled receptor signaling pathway. Gene Ontology annotation, cellular component: membrane. Lineage: Eukaryota; Metazoa; Chordata; Actinopteri; Kurtiformes; Apogonidae. The record is from RefSeq and is a predicted model, not a curated record.
AUGGAAGGUAAUAGUACAUUGUUUAGUGGUCAGUCCUUGACACGACAAAUUAAAUACAGAGCAGUUAUUGUGCAGAUGUUGGUGACAGUGUUUAUUUGUAUUAAUGUGUUGCUCAUCAUAACCUUUUUUAAAAAGGAUUGCUUUCGCACAACUGCACGUUAUAUCCUAUUUGCUCUCAUACUUCUGGCUGAUAGCUUUCUGUUAUUAAUGUCUGAUGUCUUGUUCAUGCUUUCUUAUUAUGUAAUUACAAUACAUGUAUGGUUAUGCAGCAUUAUCACUACUGUUAUACUUUUGUACAAUUUCAUUACACCAGUGACUCUGACAGCUAUGACUCUGGAGCGCUACGUAGCCAUUUGUAUGCCUCUGCAUCAUGGAGAGCUGUGCUCCACUCGCAGAACAAUGCAUUGUGUCCUCAUCAUCCACAGCAUCAGUUCUAUUCCCUGUGUUGUUGUUAUGUUUACCUUUUUUGCAUCCGUCUUUGAUAGUUUUCACAAAAAACACAGAUUGUGUUCUGUGGAGAUAUUCAUUCUCCACACAUGGCAGAGUCAUCUUAGGUCAGCUAUAUGUCAGUUUUAUUUCUUAAUAAUGUGCAUCAUCAUUGUAUUCUGUUAUAUUAAAAUAAUGAAAGUGGCCAAAGCUGCAUCAGGAGAGGAUAAAAAGUCAACCCACAAAGGUCUGAGAACAGUGGUUCUUCAUGCUUUCCAGCUGCUCCUCUGUCUCAUCCAGCUGUGGUGUCCAUUCAUAGAAGCUGCUGUCUUUCAGAUUGAUUUUACAUUAUUUGUAAAUGUCAGGUAUUUUACCUACAUAAUAUUUAGUCUUGCUCCUAGAUGUCUAAGUCAUCUGGUUUAUGGCCUCAGAGAUGAAGCAUUUUUUCAUGCACUGAAAAAUGUGUUUAGCUUUUGUAUUAAAAACAUCAACCGACAAACGAGGGUAGUUAUUUUACACAGAAAAAUUACUAUUUGA